AAAGCCAGAGGUCAGCCUAAAAAAGCCACAGUUUCCGUGCCAGGUCAAAAGGUCACAGCUUCAGUUCACGAUCGAGAUACACUGUGAUACAGUAAACAAGAUGAAGAUGUUGGCGUGUCUUCUGCUGGCGGUGGCUGCCUGCGCCCUCGCGGAUGAAGGGCUCAGUCAGACGUACAGCGCCCCUUCCCCUAAUCCUCAGCCGGGCCCUCCCCCUCCUCCAGGUCCCAGCUUCGGCCCUCCUCCACCCCUUCCAGGUGGCCCUAGCUUCACCUACGGACCUCCUCCUCCUCCUCUCCCCCAGCCGUCAGGAGGACCCCCUCUCUCCUACGGGCCUCCUCCUCCUGCCCCCACUGACUUCCAGUUUCCCACGUCGUACGGCAACUCCCUCUCGCUCUUCGACGGCGAGUGCGGCUACUGGAAGGCCCUCAGCACCUUCCUGGUGGUGGGCGUGGGGCUCACGGGCCUCGCCAUCCUCUUCAGGGUGUGGCCUCUCCCGCUCUCGCUCUUCCCCGCCGACGCCACCUCGCGCCUCCACGACCCGGACUUCAUCUCCUCGGUGAUCGAGCAGGCCACGGAUAUCUCGAGAAUCCUGAUGGCCAUUUCGGAUGCCACGACGAACACGGGCGAGUAAGGAAGAGGAAGGAUGGAGAAAAAGGAAAAGAUGGAGAAAUGAGCGAAGGGAAGAAGAAGGUUGGAGGAAAGGGAAAAGGUGGAAAGAUGGAAAAAAGGACAGGGGAUUGUGAUCUAGCAAGCAACGAAAAGAAAAUAGGAAUUGUGUAUGAGAGGAAAGAAUUGAAAGCAGGGGAUUGAAAAAGACCUCAAAGAAAGAGCUUUUGAUUUUGUGAUAACUAUUGUUUAUUCCUGUGUUAAUUUAUAAUUUCUUUUACUGUACAUUUCUUUUCAUCUUUAAUCUAAGGUUUAUUUAUUAUCACUCACACUUAC
This is a messenger RNA of Penaeus vannamei (Pacific white shrimp), 942 nucleotides long. RefSeq names its product formin-like. Lineage: Eukaryota; Metazoa; Arthropoda; Malacostraca; Decapoda; Penaeidae. The record is from RefSeq and is a predicted model, not a curated record.